Fomitopsis serialis is the source of this 1567-nucleotide messenger RNA. RefSeq lists its product as uncharacterized. The coding region runs from base 136 to 1365 and encodes 409 amino acids. The transcript is spliced from 2 exons. Lineage: Eukaryota; Fungi; Basidiomycota; Agaricomycetes; Polyporales; Fomitopsidaceae. The record is from RefSeq and is a predicted model, not a curated record.
GUGUGGGCGAGGUGGCAGGCGAAGGAUAGGGAGAGGGAGGGAGGGCAAUGGGUGGGGGAGACAGUGAAGGUCGCGCCGGGGACGUACCAAGCGACGGCGGAGCGGCCGACGGAGCAGCAGCAGCAGGAGAAGGUGAUGGACGUGGUCGAGCAGUCUGACGAGCAUGCUCAGCCGGAGGCGUCUCUCGAUCAACAACCGCCCGCGCAGCCGACGCAGACAGAAGAGACGGUCCCCAUCGCGCCUGGCGUGUACGAGGCCGUCACGGAGCUGCCGUCCGCCGAGCAGCAAGACGAGAAGCGGAUGGACAUCGAGCGGGACCCCGAUCAGGAUGCGCUGCCCGAGGCGCACCUCGCCCUGGACGAGACUCCCGCGCAGACGGAGGAGACGGUGCCGGUAAUCCCCGGUGUGUACGAAGCGAAGGCGGACCCGCCGACGGACGCGCAGCGGGAGGAGAAACGGAGGGACGUCGAGCGGAACCCGGACCUGCACGCGGGCGCGGAGGCGAGCCUCGACAUCGUCCCGCACGUGGAGCCCUUGCAUGCGGAGGAGUCGGUCAUGCUCGUGCCCGCCGAGUGCAGUAGCGCGGGGGAGUCGUCGGGCUCGGGAGACGAGGGCGGACGGAUCGACGUCGACCGGGUGCGCGCGGAGGAGAGCGGCAACAGUAUGCUGGUCGAGCUGAGUGAGUCCGCCCCGUCGAUGUCCUCCGUGGCGGACGACGCGCUUGCUGAGCCGAUGGAGUUGGAUGCUGACGCGCUGGGUGUCGUAGAGAGUGCGCCAACGCCGGAGGUCGAGAUCCCUGACGCGGAGCCGGAGAACGAGGGCGGGUACGAGAGCGAUAACGAGGACAUUGGUGUGGGGAAGGAGAGCCUGGGUGUGCCGGGCGAAGUUGAGUCGCCGCCAACGCCAGAGGUCGACAUCAAAGACGCAGAUGAGGAGGACAAGGAGGCUAUCUCAGCCUACACCCGCCCCCCGGUGCACAUUCAUCCACAGUUCUCUGCCGUCGUCGAGCAGCCACCGACACCUACGUCGCCGCCUGCUGAACACCUGGAACCCGAGGUCGCGCAUAUCGAGCGGCGCCUCACGACGGAGGGCGAGCCUUCGAUGCCGGUUGCUGGCCUUCACAACCGCCCCGCGACUCCGACGCUCAGCCCGUCGCGCGGCGAUGCGGAGAGCGAGGAGGAGGGCCCGGGGACGCCGCCGAUGGACCCCGCGCCGCAUAUCCUUGUGACGCCAGCGGAGGAACACCAGGGCGCGCGGGGCGAGCUCCGGCUGAAGGAGGAAGAGUCGCGUCCGGAGAUUGGGCAGAAGGUGGACGCUGAGGCGGCGCUUGAGUUGAGGAUGGCGAGGGAGCGGGAGCUGUUCUGAUUUGUAUCAAUGGACUGGGCGGGUGUCUUGACUCCUGUUCUGUUGUUGACAUCAUUUGUACAGUAGCAUCGUGAAGUAUUGACAGAACGCAGUUUUGUGUGUAAUUACCGAUUGCCUUGCCUCAUGCCAGCGUAUGUCGUCGCGUCGGCCGUCGCCCGCAUGCCCGCAAUCAAACCGACGGUGCGCAAUCAAACGAUCAUGC